Messenger RNA from Diversispora eburnea, 1590 nucleotides. The record is from the annotation of a GenBank genome assembly. NCBI's taxonomy places the organism in Eukaryota, Fungi, Glomeromycota, Glomeromycetes, Diversisporales, Diversisporaceae.
AUGUUUACCACGAAUAAAUACAAAUAUAAGACUAUUAAUGCAUUUCAUUAUUGUAAUACUUCCUUACUCUCUAAUUCUAACAAACCUACUAGAAUUUCUUCAUACAUUCCAAUUACUCCUUCACCGUUGAAUCCACCUUUGAAACUCGAAAAAUAUUAUCUGAUUUCAGAUAUCAAACAUGAUGUUCGUAUUCAUGUGGGUGAACGUCCCAACACAAUAACAUUCAACGCUCACUCCAAUAUGCUCAAAAGUCGUUCAAAAUAUUUUAAAAUCGCUUUAUCUGAUGAUUGGAUGCGUAAAAAAGAUGGUUGGAUUAUAUUGAACUUACCUAAUAUUUCUCCAGAAGUAUUUAAUUUCAUUUUAAAUUAUUUCUAUACUGGUAGAUUAACUUUCGACGAUGCUCCAAUUGAUGGUAAAAGUUGUUUAAAACGUAUAAUUGCCGCUGACGAAUUAUGUUUGGAUCAAUUAUUGGCUCAUGAGCAAUCAUUCUUAAUCACUCAUCGUUCGGAAUGGAUUCGUCAAAAUUUUUUAACCGUAUAUAAACUUACAAUUACUUUACCAGCUCUUGAAUCUUUAAAAAAUUUUUGUAUGAUAUUACUUUAUCAAGAACCAAAAUUACUUAUGAAUGAUAUUCAUUAUUUAGAUGAAAGAACUUUAUUAUUGAUGUUGAAAAACGAAAAUCUCCAAUUAGAUGAAAUAGAAAUUUGGGAAAAUUUAAUACGAUGGGGAAUUAAUCAAAUUCCUAUGUUGAAAUAUCGUAAACCACGUGAUUGGACAAAAGAUGAAUGGGAUCAAUUAAGUAAUACGAUAGCAAUGUUUUUGCAAUUUAUUAGAUUUGAACAUAUUUCCAAAGAUGAUUUCUUGAAUAGGAAUAAUGAAAUUUAUUCAAGAUUGUUACCAUCUGAAUUUAAAACAAAAUUUCAGGAGAUUGAAUAUUCAGAUAAUACUGAAUAUAUUUAUAAAAUAAUUAACAAUAAACAUAAUAAAGACAAUAGUUCUGAUUCUUCAACAUUUGUGAAUAAGGAAAAUGAAGAUAUUUAUCAUUCCAAAGAGAUUUCAUCAUCUUCAACAGUUUUUGAGAGAAAUUAUGUACGACAAGUUGGUCGUGAAUCUACUAUUUCACAAAAAUCAACAUAUACAUCUUAUUCUAUUAUUCCAUACACCUCCAAACGUACCCAAUUUAUUGAUUCCAAAAUUAUUAAUAUUUCACAUAUUGGUCAAAUUUCAAAUUGGAUUAAAGGUCAUCCAUCAACGGGAAGUAAAGACGGUUUUUCCACUGAUAUAUUUCAUAAAUGGUGUGAUAAUUAUGGUUCACCUACUUUAAUUAUCAUAAAACUCAAGAAUUCCAAUGAAAUUAUAGGUGGUUAUAAUCAUUUUAACUGGAAAUCACCUUGGUUAUUUCCUACUACUCAACAUGAUAAAUAUGCUUUUAUAUUUUCAUUAUGUCCUUGGUUUGGUAAAAGUGAUUUACAAUUUCAAAAUAAUCGAAUAUGUUCAUGCAAACCUCAUGAUUAUGAUGGGUCAAUUAUAGCUGAAAGUGGAUCUUUUGAAAUUGAAGAUUAUGAAGUAUUUGGUGUGGGUUUUGCUUAA